Lepisosteus oculatus (spotted gar) is the source of this 5408-nucleotide messenger RNA. It is a transcript of the gene fbln2, whose product is annotated as fibulin 2. The record is from RefSeq and is a predicted model, not a curated record. Gene Ontology annotation, molecular function: calcium ion binding. Lineage: Eukaryota; Metazoa; Chordata; Actinopteri; Semionotiformes; Lepisosteidae. Gene Ontology annotation, cellular component: extracellular region.
GUUAGAAGAGAGGUCUAAGAAACUUUUGUCCCUCCCCUCUCUAAAGAGUUUGAGGCAUCCCCUCAGCGCUUCAGACCAGGCGCAGCGGAAUGACAAAGUCAGACUACCAGCCUCUGUUUUUUGGGGGACUUUCUCCACUCCAUUGAAGAAACUGUUGACUAUUACCUGUAGGUUCUGCAAAGUGGAGGCAAUUAAUGCAAGAAAACUAAACACUGAUGCUACAGUCCCUUGAAAGACAAAAACAGAUUGUGGAAAUCUUUACUGAUUUUUUUAUCAAUAAGGUUUACCUCACUUUUGGAGCUGAAAGCAAAAUGGCUAAAUACAAACUGAGGAAAUCAAUCCUUUUUAUGACUGUACUUGUGCUAUGUAUCAGUGGUGCCCUGUGCCAGAAGGACUGUACUGGUGUGGAUUGCCCAUUACUGGAACAUUGCAUUGAAGAAGUUUUGGAAAGAGGUGCUUGCUGUGCGUCCUGUUUGCAGAAAGGCUGCACGUGUGAGGGUUAUCAGUAUUAUGAUUGCAUAAAUGCCGGCUUCAGGAAUGGUAAAGUUCCCGAAGGAGAAUCCUACUUUGUUGAUUUUGGAAGCACCGAAUGCUCUUGUCCAAAAGGAGGUGGAAAAAUAAGUUGUCAUUUUAUUCCUUGUCCUGAGGUUCCUCCACAUUGUAUUGAGUUUUCUGAACCAUCAGAUGGAUGCUUGCAGUGUGAGAGAUUUGGCUGUGUACAUGAUGGCCAUAAGUAUGAUGCUGGUCACACUUUCCAAAUGGACCCAUGUAAAGUCUGCCACUGUCCACAUGCUGGAGGAGAGCUCAUGUGUUAUCCUGUCCCAGACUGUGAUUUAGGAACCUUUCAGACACCACCUCUGUUUCCCACAGCCCAUGAAGAAAACACGUCAGAAAAAAAUAACGAUGAACUUUCAAACUACGAACGGGCAGGGUCUGAAGAUCGGUUGUCCCAAAUAUCUCACCUGCCCCAAAGUGAAAAACUUCCGCUUUUCAAGACAGACAUCAAAGAUGAAGACGAGGAUUAUGACUAUACACCUACCGAUUCUGCAAAAUCAAGCCUAUUUGAUCUGGCUGUACCCACAAAGUCUGCAGUUACUUUGGUGUCCUACUCUGAUAAACCUACUGCUCAUGAAAUGUUUAACGAGGAUUUGAAACAAGAACUAAGGCAAAAAAUCAGAACUCAGGAAGAAGAAACUAAAAAUGAAGAGAUUACAGAAGAUCCUCUUGUAGGUCCUACAUCUCAGGUCUUCCAGGAUGUGAGAAAGAGCAUGGAAGGAAUUUCUGGGAAAGGAGCUGAAGACUAUGUUACACCUCACAUGGCUGAAGAAGAACAUGAAGAAGAUGAACAGGUUGUGACGUUAAAAGACGUUACGGAAGGCGGGACUGACAGAAAGGAGGUGACGUAUGUUAUUGAUCAUGAACUGCAGACUACAGAAACUGUUCCUGCAGUAGAAAGCAACAGCCACUCCAGCACAACUGAAGAGAACUUUCUGGUGCAGGAAGACCCUCUUGGGAAACAUGGGCAGGCUGUGUUACCUACCAUUAAAUUUAGUCCAACAACCCAGCCUCCUCAAAUUAUGAAAGCGGUUGAAGCCCUGAUUUCUAAAAAGCAAUCUCAAACACUUUACAACUACCAACCUGAGCGAGAGAGGAGAAACAAUUCUGUUGAUUCACAUCCAGCAUCGCAGGGAGUUUCAGGACAUCUCCUUGUUGCAUCAUGCUGUGAGGCUGGACAAAAGUGGGCCUCUGACAAUGGACAUUGUACUGGCAUGCCACAGAGAGAGGUGAACACCUGUAGAAUCGCUGAGCAGCAGUGCUGCUUGGGACACUUGAGAGACAGCAAAUGCUUGGCAGGUAUGACUGCAGCCAAAGAAGGGAAAAUGUGUGAAUUGGGUGAACGUGACAUCUGCGGAGCCGACUCUUACAUGGAGUGCUGUAGCUGCUGUUCUCUGGGCUUGCAAUUUCGCAGUGAAGGACACAACUGUGAUUCUCACCAGCAUCUAGUUUACCCCUGUAGCCAUAUGUUUCUAACCUGCUGCGAGGGAGAAGAUGGCCUCAGCCAGCCCACUCUGAGAGAAAGGCAAAAACCUGAACCAACAUCUCUGCCAAAGAGAGUUUCAGAUGGUACAUAUGACAAAGAAGCUUUUUCCAUUACGGAUGAGGAGGGCAAUGAAAAUACAGUGGAGAAAGGAGAAGACAUAGAUGAGUGCUUGGAGUAUGAAGGACAACUCUGUCACCAAAGGUGUAUCAAUACUCGGACUUCCUACGAAUGUGCUUGCUUCCCAGGUUACAUACUGCUGUCUGAUGGAUACAGUUGUGAGCCUGAAAAUCCUGAGGAAGAGGACAACAGAUUGAGAGAGGAAGAUAGGCCUGCUACUCCUGUCCCUACAGUUGCAGCUUCUACCACAGUGAUUCCAGUAGAUUUGUGUGCAGGAAAUGGCCCCUGCAUGCACGUCUGUUCACAGGCUGCAGGAGAGGUGCUUUGUUCCUGCUUCCCAGGUUAUGCCUUAAUGGCAGAUGGACAUUCAUGCGAAGAUGUGAAUGAGUGCCACUCGGGCACUCACAGUUGUUCCCGUGGAGUGUUGUGUGUGAACAGCAAAGGAUCUUUCCAGUGUGUCCGCGUCAAUGAGCCCUGUGAAGAGGGUUUUAUAUACAACGUGAAUAGAGAAUGCGUUGAUAUUAACGAGUGUCUAACUAACACACACAGCUGCCAGGCUAUGGAGAGAUGCAUUAAUACUAUUGGUUCCUUUACAUGUGAGAAGCAAAUCACCUGUUCCCCAGGGUAUCAGCUGAAGGAAGAUACCUGUGAAGACAUUGAUGAAUGUUUGCAGCAGACUCACAACUGUGGCACAGGCUUUGAGUGUCAGAACACAGCAGGGUCCUUCUACUGUAAUCCAAAACAUCGGUGCUUCACCGGCUUUUCACAAGACCAGCAUGGCAAUUGCAUUGACAUUGAUGAGUGCAGCAGUCCAAAUGUGCCCUGCAGUCCUGGAUUCAAUUGCAUCAACACAGUUGGCUCAUACACCUGUCAAAGGAAGAUCAUCGUGUGCAGUAGGGGCUAUCAUGCCAGCCCUGAUGGAGCCAGAUGUAUAGAUGUUGAUGAAUGUCAGACUGGCGUGCAUCGCUGUGGAGAGGGGCAGAUAUGUCACAACCUACCAGGCACUUAUCGCUGUGAUUGUAAGACUGGCUACCAGUAUGACAUGUUCAGGAAGGUAUGCGUUGAUGUGAAUGAGUGUUGGCGCUAUCCUGGACGACUGUGCGCUCAAACGUGUGAAAACACUCCCGGUUCCUAUCAGUGUUCCUGCACCACUGGCUUCACUUUGUCAUCUGAUGGCAAGAACUGUGAAGAUGUCAAUGAAUGUGAAAAAAAUCCUUGCAGUCAAGAAUGUGCCAAUAUAUAUGGUUCAUAUCAGUGCUACUGUCGACAAGGCUUCUAUCUAAAGGAAGAUGGGCAUUCUUGUGAAGACAUCGACGAGUGCUCACAGAGUGUAGGCAAUCUGUGUGCUUUUCAGUGUGUGAAUGUCCCAGGGAGCUACCAAUGUGCCUGUCCUGCGCAUGGAUACACAAUGUCACCCAAUGGGCGAACAUGCAGAGACAUAGAUGAAUGUGCUGUUGGAACUCACAACUGCUCAACAGCAGAGACGUGUUACAACAUUCAGGGUGGGUUCAGGUGUUUGUCAUUCAGCUGCCCCCCGAACUACAGACGUGUAUCUGACACGCGCUGUGAACGUUUAUCUUGCCCAAACUAUGUGGAGUGUCAGAGUUCUCCCCUUAGAAUAACUUAUUACCAUCUAAGCUUCCAAACCAACAUUGUUAUACCAGCUCAGAUUUUUCGCAUCGGACCAUCACCUGCGUAUUCUGGAGACAAUAUCAUCAUCAGCAUCACAAGGGGGAACGAGGAGAAUUACUUUAGCGCCCGAAAACUGAAUUCCUACACAGGAGCAGUGUAUCUGCAGCGACAAGUCAGAGAACCUAAAGACUUCUUGAUAGAUGUGGAAAUGAAACUGUGGCGUCAGGGGAAUUUCACAACAUUCCUGGCCCGGAUUUAUGUGUUUAUCACAGCUCCCUCUCUCUAAAGCUAGCUCGAAAUGUGGAUUUCGUAUGGUGCUAACCUCUGAAGCCGUUUCAUCCUAGAUUAUAUACAUCUGUUACUGUGGAGGCUCUAUUUACUGUAUGCUUCAGACUAUUCCUAAUCGAAUGUCUAUAACUGUGUAUGAAAUAUUACCGAAGGCUUUCAUGUUUUUUUGUUAUGUAGAUGUGUUUUUUGAUGUUUGGGCUACACUGGUGAUAAAAUUAAUGAAACAUGCCAGAGUCUUAACUCCAGAGUCACAACAUAACUCCACCAAGGCAGUUUUACACUGCAAAACUGAGUCAUGUCAUUCAGUGUUUGGCAAAUAUAUCUUAUAUACAAGUCUAAUUUUGUGUUAUAAAUCUUUGCAGUCUGCCCAUUAUACUUUUGUUUUAAAUCAGACUCCUGAAUGUUGGUAUUCAGAAUGUUAGUAUGUUGGUUCACUUAUAUUCAGUUGCGUCAUAUAAUUGAAUGGAUGUAUAAUAUUUCUUAAAGCUUGAUACCAAAUAUUUUUUUUUUAUAGAACUAUAGCAGUUUUAACACAGACAACAUUCACAUGGUAAAUCCAUGUGAGGGAUGAUGCAGCACUGAAAAAUUUCCUGUCUUAACUGGGUCAGACAUAUUAGUGGAUUUCUGUUUUUAAAAUCAGCUCAGGGUAAAAUCAUUAGUAACCACCCAGACCAUAAGGCAUCAUCUCCAUGAAACACCUUCUGCGUGACAAAAUAGUUUCCUACUAUCUUUAUUCAGGAGCACAGAAUAUGCUGUGUUGUCUUCCAUAAUUUAUCAUUUUCAAAUUGAGAAUUUCCACAUGAUCACACUCUUCUCCAGUAGAUUAAGAAUAAUGCAGUUAUGCAGUUCAGGAAUGCAAAGUACAGUAGUUCUAAGAUCUAGUUGUUACAAAAAAUUACUUUAGCCCUUCCUCUGUUACAGAUUAUAAGAAUUUGCUUUCAAUUAUAUUAUUAUUUUGUAUUUCUUGUUUUUGCCAAACACAUGUAAGGAAUAGUGAUUAGUUUUAAAGAAAAAGGAAAAUAUCAUAGUUUUGUGAAUAUACCCCUUAGUUCUACCAACAGAUUAAUGUUUAUCUAAUUAAAAUUUAUUAGAUAGCUGAUUAAUAAAACUUUGUUUCGAGACUAACUUUCUUCUAAAUAUUAUUAUCUGACAUACCGACGGAGUAUUUAUGUUUUCCUUUGUUAUAAAAUAAAAAUGGCUGUAUUUGAAGAUAGAACCUGUCCAUCGUGUUUUAAUGGGCUCCAUCUCAGCGCUCUUAUGGGAAUAACAAAAAACUCCUGCUGGUUUUUCUGCAGUUAUUGGAGAAGCGGAUAACACUAAGAUACUUUUU